Molecule: messenger RNA, 387 nt
Organism: Cotesia congregata
Lineage: Eukaryota; Metazoa; Arthropoda; Insecta; Hymenoptera; Braconidae
Source: the annotation of a GenBank genome assembly
AUGUUACUUUUUGGCAAACGUCUCCGACGUCGUUCAUUAGCGCUGCUGACAGAUCGAUUGGCCGCGUGCUCUGGAGUAGGCCAACAUGAUGAUCCAGUAGCAAGACUUGAGCACGAACCACCGACAGAAUCACUGACUACUGUUGAGCAAUCACUCUGCGGGCCGCUGUUUAUUAUUCGGGAUCCAUUUUUACCUCCAGAAUUGUACCGAGUCCUGCUGCUUAGUCCACCGAACAAGCUAAUGUCAUCAAAGCAACUAUUGAAGAAUUAUGAUCAAAGUCUUCACUGUCGUCGCCAGAUAUGUCAUCACUUUGAUUGUCAUGCUGAUUUAUGCCCAUACCUUGGGCAUCCUGAUCAUCUUGAUCAUCGGAAUCUUCAGCUCCCGUAG